Messenger RNA from Leishmania braziliensis MHOM/BR/75/M2904, 1566 nucleotides. RefSeq lists its product as hypothetical. The coding region runs from base 1 to 1566 and encodes 521 amino acids. The transcript has a single exon. The record is from RefSeq and is a predicted model, not a curated record. NCBI's taxonomy places the organism in Eukaryota, Euglenozoa, Kinetoplastea, Trypanosomatida, Trypanosomatidae.
AUGGAAACCCAGGAGAAGAUAAUUGUCACACUACAGCGGGACAACGAGGCACUCCUGAGAGAAAAGAAGGAGAUCGCGAGUCGAUGCAAGAAACUGGAGCAUGAUUUCGAGCACCUAGAGGCAAAGCAUAGCUUGCUUCUCAGUGCACAGCAAGAUUUUGCGACAAGAUCUAACAUGCAUGCAUCAAAUGACUCUGCCAAGAUCGCAAAUCUCCAAGCACAAGUCGAGGAGCUUCAAGCCAAUUUGGAGACGGAAAAAAGGCGAUGCGCUAUACUGCUGCAAGAGAGAAACGACCUGACUCGGUCUAAGGGUGACGCUCCUAUUCAUGUUAACAGCGCUGAAAUCGCUAACGUGGCUGUGGUGAGAGAAGAGCACAAUAGGAGCGAAGAUACGGUGGCGAAGCUGCGUGAGUCCCAGCGUGUUCACAGCAUUCAGAAAGGCACGAUCGACGCGUUGCAUUCGGAGGUUGCCCGCUUAGAGUCUGAGAGGAGGGUCUCGCAUAGCCGAGAGAACAAUUUGCUGCGCGAAGUAGACAGCCUGCGAGCCCAAGUGCGGGAUUUAGAGAUGGCUUUACACCAGAAGAAAGAGAGCAUCAGCGAACUUAUCAGCAGUUGCCAAGCGGGUAGCGGCAACGCGCUGCGUCUGAAGAAGCAAGCAAGUCGAAUUCAUCUAUUAGAGGCUGCCUUGCUUGAAAAGGACGAGUUUACUAAGAGAGCGAUGGAAGAGUUGCGCAUAGAAACGAAGGAAGUGUGCGAGCGCUACCAAAGUACAAUCACUGAGUUACAACAGCGUUUGGAAGUCCCAAAGGAUGAUCCCGAGCUGCGAAGACGUAUUCGGAUUCUCGAACGAGAGAACCUCGAGCUUCGCCGUGCAAUCGGAAGUGCUACUGUUUCUUCAGCCAUAGACAGUGGUGAACCAGCGAAGGCGGUAACAAUUAAUCCCAAGCACCAGGCAGACGCAACUGGCAACACAGACAAGCCUGAGGGGCAGGGUCUCAAGGGUCCUUCACCUCACGAGGUUGAAACUACACACCUUCAAUCAGUCAUUGAGCAACUCCGCACAGGCAUUUGGGAGCACAAGCAACGCAGCAGCAUGCUUCAGGGAAAGCUCGACAGCAUACACGCUGAAUGGGAUGCUAGACUUGCCGAGAUGAAAGCUAACUUCGCUCUUCAGAUACAGAAGCUGCGCUCUGCCCAUAAUGAGGAGCUGAGUCGCCUCGAGGCCAGUCAUAAAUCUCAGCUGCUGGAGAUUUCCAAGUGCUCAAAGUCGGAUAACGGAGCCAACUUAGCUUCCAGAUUAUCUCGAAUUGUCGAGGAAAAAGGCUACGAUGCCUCCCUGAUUGCCAUUGGAGAGAGGCUUUGCUAUUUGGAGAAGCGGUAUUCUCAAAAAGAGGAGGAGAAAAUACAUGAGCUUCUAGAAAUGCAACGUGUAGCCGAGCUGGAGAAGAAGAUUCAAAAGGAGAAGACUGAUUUACUACUCGAGCAAAAAAACACGCAAAUCAAGCGUUUUCAGAUACAACUGGAUGAACUGCUCACAGCUCUUUCCAUUUUGCAGGCCACAACAUGA